Molecule: messenger RNA, 654 nt
Organism: Dovyalis caffra
Lineage: Eukaryota; Viridiplantae; Streptophyta; Magnoliopsida; Malpighiales; Salicaceae
Source: the annotation of a GenBank genome assembly
AUGGACGGAGGCAUGCACACUUUAUCAAGCCUUCAAAAGAAUGCAAACAAGAGAAGGUUUAGUGAUGAACAAAUCAAAUUCCUGGAAUUCAUGUUCGAGUCAGAAUCAAGACCAGAGUCUCGAAUAAAACAACAGCUGGCUAAUGAGCUUGGACUAGAGCCUCGCCAGGUUGCUAUAUGGUUCCAGAACAGAAGGGCUAGACUGAAGACUAAACAGAUUGAGAAAGAGUACAGUACACUGAAAGCAAGUUAUGAUGCUCUAGCCUCUAGCUUUGAGUCCUUGAAAAGAGAGAACCAGUCGUUGCUCAUCCAGCUGCAGAAACUGAAAAAGGGGCAUGUAAAGCAACAUGGGAGCAGAAAUUGUGGAAGCCAACCUGAAAGCUGCCAUGAUGGCAGAUUUGAGAACAAGGAUACUGACUCAGAAUCAAAAGAAAAACCCAGCUUUCAAUCGAAAGGUAAUGACAAUAAAGAAAACAAGCCUUCAAGUGAUCAUAACAGCAGCAAUAUUGCGAGCAAGAGGGAAGAAAUUGACAUUUUGAACCAAACCGAACACGCAGACGACUCAACGUCGUCAUCUGACUGGCAUUGUUUUCAGUCUAAUUGUUUUGUUGACAAGUCCAGCUGUAGUUCAGAGUGGUGGGAGCUGUGGUCAUGA